Messenger RNA from Trichobilharzia szidati, 839 nucleotides. NCBI's taxonomy places the organism in Eukaryota, Metazoa, Platyhelminthes, Trematoda, Strigeidida, Schistosomatidae. The record is from the annotation of a GenBank genome assembly.
GAAGAAGCUGUCGAACAAUGGGAAUUGUAAUUCUGAGUGCAUUGGUCAUACUCCAAAGUAUAUUGAUCUCUACUGAAGCUAAUAAGACCUUCUUACUGCAUGUACGUUGGCUGCCAACUCAUUGUUACCACAGAAAGUGUCAUGUAGAAGAUGGUCAGAAAUGGGAUAUUGCGAAACUGAGGUUGGUUCCUCAGCUUGACUGGAUGAGCGAGAAUUGUUCGUAUGCCACUAGAUUUUGGCGUUAUAACUUGAGUACUAUAAAUGAAUUGUCAAAAUAUUGGAGCAAUCCGUUGGAUGAAUUUACGCAUUACAACCAUCUGUAUAGAGACUAUGCAGCAUGUACUGUUGUCGACAGUAAUGGACCAACUCCAUAUCUCUAUUUCAAUCGUGGCAUAGACCUCUUCAAAAUCGUGUCACCCAGCGCAAUAUCGAUCAGAGAAGGUGAAACAUACUCAACCAAAGAUUUUGAGCAUUCGUUGUUAAACCAGUAUCAUGCUCAACCUAAAGUCAUCUGUGCUGCUGAUGAGUUUAAUGGAAUUUUCCUCCACGAAAUCGUGUUCUGUUUCAAUGAACAUUCAACACUUGUCGAUUGUCCUGCGGAAUAUGCAAAUGAUCUCCAAACGUAUAUGUAUACAGUUAAUGGACACGCUGAAAAUGACUACCGGAAACAAAUUGAUCAACAGAAACUUUGUGGAGAUUCAUUCACUGUACCAGAGUAUAAAUAUAAAAUGUCUGCAAGAACAACAGAAGCGCCUGCAAUUGAUUAUUCAGAAGAUACUCCAUCCUCUUCAUCAGAUAUAUUUGAAGAUAUCUGGAAUUGGUUUUGGGGUCACAAUUGA